This is a messenger RNA of Gossypium raimondii (Peruvian cotton), 2390 nucleotides long. Its product is annotated as protein ESMERALDA 1. The record is from RefSeq and is a predicted model, not a curated record. Bases 226 to 1911 code for a protein of 561 amino acids. The transcript has 10 exons. Lineage: Eukaryota; Viridiplantae; Streptophyta; Magnoliopsida; Malvales; Malvaceae.
AAAAAUUACAUUUCAUUUCCUCUCUCUCCUCCUUUCCCUCUCCUUCUUCCUCUCUCCUCUCCUCUUCCGUUUCUCUCUAUGACGUCGCUAUAUACAUAAUAAUAAAUAAAACAAACAUAUACAAAGCUUUCGUCUUCCUCUAUGAUGUAGCUGCCAUAAGGAAAAGAAAACAGAGGAACUGAUUUUAUUUCAUUUUUCUAUAUUUUUGUGUUUGUUUUUUCUCAAAUGCACGCCAAAAAUAGGGUUCCUAAUAGCGGCCAAAGCACCCCAUCACCACCGGCAUCACCACUACGGUCACCGAGGUACCGCCCCGGGAGGAAGUCGGGUAGGUGCAGCCCGUUCCAACCGGGGCGGACCAUUGCCCAUCGCUUCUCUUGCUUACUUCUCUCUGUUCUUCUUCGUCGACAACGGAUUUUCCUCUUUGCUCCUCUCAUUUAUAUCUCCGGGAUGCUUCUUUACAUGGGCACCGCUUCCGUUGAUAUCAUUCCUGUUGUUAAACACCGACCCUCACCCGGCUCCGUUUACCGGAGUCCCCAGGUUUACGAGAAACUUAAAAUUUAUAUGAAUGCCGAUAAUUCCUCUGCUGACGCGAUUUUGACUGUAUGGAAAAAUUCCUAUAAAGGGGGGCAGUGGAGACCUUGUGUAAACAAGUCUUAUGAAGGUUUACCUGAAUCAAAUGGUUACAUAUAUGUUGAGGCAAAUGGAGGCUUAAAUCAACAGAGGACAUCGAUCUGCAAUGCAGUUGCUGUGGCAGGCUAUCUUAAUGCAACCCUUCUAAUCCCUAAUUUCCAUUUUCAUAGCAUAUGGCGAGAUCCCAGCAAAUUCAAAGACAUAUAUGAUGAGGAGUAUUUCAUCAGUACCUUAAAGAACGAUGUACGAGUUGUUGAUAAGAUUCCUGAGUACAUAAUGGAACGAUUUGACCAUAAUUUGACCAAUGUUUACAACUUCAGAAUUAAAGCAUGGUCAUCCAUUAGGUAUUACAGGGAUGUGGUCCUGCCCAAGCUGCUUGAAGAAAAGGUUAUAAGAAUUUCUCCUUUUGCAAACCGCUUAUCAUUUGAUGCUCCUCCUGCUGUCCAAAGACUCAGAUGCUUGGCAAAUUAUGAAGCUUUACGGUUUUCAAGUCCAAUACUAAGGCUUGGAGAAACUUUGGUUGCAAGAAUGAAAGAGCGCAGUGCAAACAGUGGUGGCAAGUAUCUUUCUGUUCAUCUUCGGUUUGAGGAGGAUAUGGUAGCUUUCUCUUGUUGUGUAUUUGAUGGUGGGGAACUGGAAAAAGAAGACAUGAAAAAAGCAAGGGAAAGAGGCUGGAAAGGAAAAUUUACAAAACCUGGUCGAGUUAUACGCCCUGGAGCAAUCAGGAUUAAUGGAAAAUGCCCACUGACUCCUUUAGAGGUUGGAUUGAUGCUUAGAGGAAUGGGAUUUGAUAAUAAUACAUAUAUCUUUUUGGCUUCUGGAAAGAUAUACAAUUCUGAGAAAACAAUGGCUCCUUUACUGGAAAUGUUUCCCAACUUGCAAACAAAAGAGAUGCUGGCAUCUGAGGAAGAACUUGUUCCAUAUAAGAGAUUUUCUUCCAGGAUGGCUGCCAUAGACUAUACUGUUUGCCUUCAUAGCGAGGUAUUUGUGACUACUCAAGGUGGGAAUUUUCCUCAUUUUCUGAUGGGCCACAGGAGGUACCUGUACAGCGGACAUUCCAAGACAAUUCGACCAGACAAGCGAAGGUUGGCACUGCUAUUUGAUAACCCUAAUAUUGGGUGGAGAACUUUCAAGCGACAAAUGCUGAAUAUGAGGUCUCAUAGUGACACAAAGGGAUUUGAGCUCAAAAGGCCCAAUGAUUCGAUAUAUACCUUCCCAUGCCCUGAUUGCAUGUGUCGUACAAACAAAUCAGAAGCAGCAAGAUCAUCAUCAGCUACGUGAUCUUGGAGGAUUUUGAUGGGUGAAUGUAUUUUGUUCCUGUAAACAUAGCUAGCACAUAUUGGCACUGGCCCCCCCUUUUCUUUUGUCUAAUUUUUUCAUUCUUUUAAUCCUCUUUAUGUGGAAAGAGGGCACACAAUUCAAAUUUGGAGCUUUGAGGACAUUUUUCAGAGGUCAUACUGAAAUUCUCAGCUGCAUCUUUUUUGUAUACGAUGUUCAGAGAACGAAAAUUGACGAUUUUGCUAACGGAGGAUGUCCCUGGCAUUAUUGUUUUGUGAUUUUGCUGUAGCAGCAACUGCUGCAUCUAUCAAACUGUUAACACGGUAUUCUUUCACACCCUGGUUUUAUGAUUUUCUGUAAAUUAGUUGCAGUUUGAUUUGGAAGAAAUUUUGGUGUAGGUUGUGAGAAAUCAGGGUAUUAUUAUUGAUAAUUCAUAUUGAAUUUUGUGAGAAACCAGUUUUAUGAUUCAGUUUUGGUGUAAA